UAGGCCUGACUGUCUGCGGCUGAAAUCCUGGGUGAUUAGCGAAGGGAGAGCUGCGAUGAUAGGGCUUUGAGGAGGCACAGACAGAGAGCGGCAUGGAGUGGCUGUUCUAAUUCACCCUGCCAGGCUUUGCCGGGGAGCCUCGGAGGAGGGGGACGGAGUCACUGGAGGGUCUCUGAUGAAAUGUCCUAUCUCAGACCUUCUGGGAAGGAGCUGGAGAGAUUCGACGGACUGUCCCUUAUAUACUGGACACUAAUGGGCCCUUACGGGAUUGACCGCACCGUGUACUGCAUGGAGUUCAACGACUGUGUCAAUGGAUUGGGGAUUAAAGUGAUUGGAGGGGUACGGGAGCUCAGCAGAGAGGAAUAUGGGGUUUAUGUUAAACGAAUUCUCCCCGGUGGAAUAGCUUAUUCUGACGGGCGGCUUCAGGCUGGAGAUCAGAUCCUUGAAGUAAAUGGAGACAGUUUGCUGGGAGUAUCCAGUGAGAGAGCAGUUGACAUUCUAAGAACGGCCUCUGCCUCAAGCUACAUGCGACUACUGAUUGCCAGGGACGAUGAGGCACGGAAGGAAUUCUCUGAGCUAAUGGAGAAGUAUGGCAGCUCUCACAGUGACACCAGCUCUGCUAGAAGCUCCCCCAUUAUGCAGGGAAGCAGAUAUCUGGAGAGCACUUCCUCGGAAUCUUCCUCCCGUUCCCAAAGCCCGUUGCUACUCAGUCCAGGCAGCUCUCAUGGGCAGUUCACUGGCAGUUCCAGCCUCUCCCCACACUCAACAAUGAGUGACUCAGGGAUGCAGAAUAUUUCUGUAGCUAAAUCUACAGGCCUGGGACUGGUCAUCAGCGGAGGCUCCAACCGACCAGAAGGACCAAUGGUGUAUGUGCAAGAGGUGCUUGUGGAUGGAGACUGUUCCAGGGAUGGACGUCUCCGAGCUGGGGACCAACUGGUUUCAAUCAAUCGAGAGACACUGGUUGGAGUCACCAAUGAAGAAGCCAAACGUGUUUUAGCCAGAUCCAGAUUCAGGCAAGGCAGCUUCACUGAAGUUUCAUUCAUUCCGGCUGCCACCCAUCUUCCUGGGCUUUCUGGAGCCAACAGCGCUAUGUCAUCGCCGCAGAGGAUUCUGGGAAAUGGCCUGCCUUCCUGUCGACUGAAAGUCCAUGUCAGGUCUCCAGAGUGUCGAAACGAAAACCACAUGCUUUCUCCGUCCCCUGACAUCUGUCCCCCUGAGCUCACAGUCUCGGCUCCGGUGUCACCGCCCAACCAAAGGGCAUACGCUGGCAAUAAGCAGAAGGUCUCUUUAGAUCCCCAUGUUCGGCUGAAAGAGGAGAAAGUAGAACUGAUUUUGCAGUUCCUUGGUCUGGAUGUUUCUGAGGAGAAAAGAAAAGAGGUUCACCAAGGGCUGAUAACAGACUGUCAGGGGACUGUGGCUUAUGGCGAUAUUCUACGUGCCAUGCGAGAAGGCCUACAGGAAGAACUGGAGGAGGCCGGCCUAGAUUAUAGUUCCCUGCUCUUCACACAUUACCAAGUGGCCAAUUUACUUGACACCUCUGCAUUUCAAUCGCCUGUCACCAAGGAGAUAGAACUUCCAAGGUUCUCUGAGAGUUUGGAACUGGAACAACUACAGGAGGAGGUGACUGAUCUCAGACAGGAGGUUAGAAGGUUAAAGGUUUUGCUUAGAGAGGCAGAAAACAGCAAGAGAGCGACGGAAGAUGAACUGCAGAGACUGAACCAAAAGGUGCUGGGGCUUUUAUCGGAGAACCGAUGCCUACAGAGCAAGCUACAGGUUGCAGAGCUGGCCCAGCGUGAGGCUCACAGCGCAGAGCACGACUACGAAGAAGUGAUCCACCUCCUGGAAGCUGAGAUCUCAGAACUGAAAGGCCAAAUGGCGGGGAAGAAGAAGCUGUCGUUAGAGGUCCCUGAGGGACUGGAUCUCAACCGACGACUAUCUCUGUCCGACUGUCAGCUGCGCAAGUCCGAAUUGUCUCGCAGGCAGUUGGAAGUUUCCAACAAGAAGCUGCUUAAUUUUGUCCAGAAAAUCCAGAAUAUAUUAAGCACGUCGCUUCAGUUUAGCGAGGGAAAAAGGAGCCGCAGUCGAGACAGCGAGAGUGACGUAAAUGUUUCAGUCCCCUCUGCAGAGUCACUGGUCACAGAAGUCACGGACAUUCUAGAAUCCUGCUUUGCUUGUCCGUACCCAGGUACUGAUUUCCAAAGGUACAACAGAUCGGCCUACUCACUGGGAGCGUCCAGCCAGAACAUGGUUUGGCCUUCACCACCAACUCCGACUCUAGUACGGGACCUGAGCGGAAGUGGAGAAGAUUUACUAUGUGCAACCAAAGAACCCGAGGACAAGCCCACAGAAUAGUAACACAGUAGCCCUGCUGUGUGUAUAUGUAUAUAUAUGAAUGGACUAGGCCUAUGGCGAGGGGGAGGUCUAUAGACUCCUGAUGAGGGAGGCAACAUUCACCAUGGAUUAUAGACAUGAAUAGGGGCCGAUGUUGUGUGUGACUGUUUCCAGAGCCAGAAUAGAGGAGCAAAUGAAGAGAUCUGCCCCCCAAAAAUAUGACUGUUAUUUAGUCCUCUGGACUUUAAAGCAAAUUUUGUGUUUUUUUUUUAUAAUUGUGCCGGCCUGGAUACAAUCAAGGCUCAUUAUUUAUUA
Molecule: messenger RNA, 2646 nt
Organism: Xenopus tropicalis (tropical clawed frog)
Lineage: Eukaryota; Metazoa; Chordata; Amphibia; Anura; Pipidae
Product: syntaxin-binding protein 4
Exons: 22
Coding region: 181-2352 (723 amino acids)
Source: RefSeq, a predicted model, not a curated record